AUGGACCGGACAUACCUUGACCGCCUCGCUGUCCGCACCAACGUGAUAAGAGAGCACACCCCUAAAGCACUCCAAGCCCUCCCAUCAUCCCAUGCUGCGAUUGAGGAAUUUUACACGUACUUAACCGCCAACUACCUCCCUACUCGCUUUCCCACCAUCUACUCUCUUCAUCCUACAUAUCUUUUGAAUAAAGCAACAGGCCAUCAUAUUCCUCUCACUCCCUCCUCUCCUAUCGAAGCGCUCCGUACCUUAGGCACAAAUGUCGACAGCGAUUAUCUCAUUCUGGUUCCUUCUCUCGACGGCGACGGUUACAUCUUAGGAGGGUUCAUCACAUGCUUCCCAUCCGGAUUUGACACUCAAACACUGCUCGGUAAGAAAAUAAGGGAUAUUCAUAAACCCGUGCCGAAGUACAAAGAGAAGUUGGAGACGAGUAUGUAUCGAAGUUUCGAUCGAUUGGAAGUGGGGAAGAUUAUCAAGAGAGUCAAUUGGUCGAUUACUACCCACUCGCGCUUAUAUGUAGCGAGUGGAAAUCAUCUGUAUGAAGACGAAGAGGCGAAGGAAGAAGAGUUUGAUAUCAAAGAUGCGAACCUCCGCUGUGAACGUCAACUAAUACAUCGUCUUCCACAAACUAAAGCCUUGGUGUUCUCAAUCAAAACUUAUCUUACACCAAUUACCCAAAUCAAAGAAGAAGGCUUGGGAGAGGAGUUGGCAGAGGCAAUUGAUGGUUUGAAAAAGGGAAAUGUACCAGAGAUACAUUACUACAAGAAAGGUGUCAUUUGGGGGGGAAAAAUCAAGGAGUAUUUGAGAAGUUAG
Botrytis fragariae is the source of this 813-nucleotide messenger RNA. RefSeq lists its product as uncharacterized. The transcript is spliced from 3 exons. The record is from RefSeq and is a predicted model, not a curated record. Lineage: Eukaryota; Fungi; Ascomycota; Leotiomycetes; Helotiales; Sclerotiniaceae. The coding region runs from base 1 to 813 and encodes 270 amino acids.